This is a messenger RNA of Klebsormidium nitens, 1313 nucleotides long. The record is from the annotation of a GenBank genome assembly. Lineage: Eukaryota; Viridiplantae; Streptophyta; Klebsormidiophyceae; Klebsormidiales; Klebsormidiaceae.
GUUGGCCUUCAAAGUUGGGCCUUCAAGUUGCCAACGCCAGCAUUGGGUCCCCUUGGCCCUGGGGCGCCCUUGCCAUUGGCCCUAGUAGCUGGAACAGUGGGAGACGCUGUUGAAGAGGUCGAAGAGGCACACACCGUAGGUCAAAGUCGGUCUGAAGAGAAAAUCAAUGCUAGUUACAGUGGGUAAUCUUAUCAGGCUGUGGUAAUUUGAUUGGCAUGGGCGCUAUGGCUAUUGUAGAAGAAGCUGGGAAGGUGGAGUUGCGGCUGGAGAAAUAUGGGGAAGAAUUUAUGAGGAUGUUUGAUGACAGUGACAGCGACACUGGGCGUCCGGCGCAUGAGCCAAGCAGCGGUCCCGCGUCCCGCACAGUGGAGCAAGAUGAUGCCGCCACCACAAGUGGCGAGGAGGAGGAGGAGGACGAGGAGGGCGCCCAGCGGGGGACUCUGCGGCAGGCGCCGGUGGUGGUGUUUGAUGGAGGGGUGGGGAGCAGCACGCCAAGGGCCGGCAGGCGGGACCGCCGCAACUUCCUGUCUCCCCGGGUUGCGGACGUGUUGCGAGAGGGGGGCCGCGGCGCUGCGGCAGGGGACAGCGACGAGGAGGCUCUGCUGGGCAGUGCGGAGUUCCAGCGGAUGGCGCGCGAGGUGGAGCUGCUGGGGGCAGCGCACCUGGACAAGCACGAGAAGAAGAAGUGGGAGGCGCGCGCGCUGCAGCAGAUGGGGGCCAAGCCGGCGAAGAGUCCUCGCAUGCCGCUGACGAUUGGGUCCGGGAUCGAGAAGAAGCGCAAGGAGAGGGAGGCGAAAGCGUUUGAAGAGGACGUGGCGAGCGGCAUGGUGCGCGUCAAGGGGAGCGGCGCGGCCAAGCGGCGGGCAGCCAAGCACGAGAAGCGGAGGGAAGGGGACCGGGGUCUCAAAGCCUCGGACGGCACGUUCCGUGGCGGAGUGUUGUAUAUUAAGAAAGAGGCGGGGAAUCCGGUACGAGAAGGCCGGUCGGGGAAACGGAAGAGUAUGGGGGACGAUUUUGAGGGAGACUCGAGGAAACGGGCGAGGAAAGGGCCGGGGGCCAAAUCGAAAAAGAAAAAGUCGAAGAAGAGGAGGUGAGGCUGUCGUAGGCACCCUUUGACCGGGAGUGCACAAUGACUGCCAGAGGUUUGCAACAGAACACUGAGGGAUGUUGCGAACGAAAAUCCGGAUUUCAAGCGGGGACUUAUCAUUUGAGCUUCCCAAGGGAUGCUCGAGUGGUUCAAAGGGUAUUGUCCCGGCUGUGUACUGGCGUGAAGUCUAAAGCUGUGUGAAGUCUUCGUUCUUUGUUUGUGUGCG